Aplysia californica (California sea hare) is the source of this 445-nucleotide messenger RNA. RefSeq lists its product as uncharacterized. NCBI's taxonomy places the organism in Eukaryota, Metazoa, Mollusca, Gastropoda, Aplysiida, Aplysiidae. The record is from RefSeq and is a predicted model, not a curated record. The transcript has 3 exons. Bases 59 to 445 code for a protein of 128 amino acids.
CUUUAGAGGAUAGGAUAGCUGUCUAGAGCACAAGUCUAAAGCAGGUUCAGGAGACAAGAUGGCGAAUUUUUUUAACAUGAAGGCCCUCCUGGUUGUUAUUUCCCUGUUUCUCCGGGUCUCUCUCUGUCAGUACUUCGGCAUGAUGCACGGGCCAGUAGGAAUGAUGGGACAUAUGCCACUUUUUGGAAGCGGUGGUAACUUUUUGGGGCUCGACGACUACGACAGGAAAGAUUAUGACGGCUCAAUUCGACUUACAUGCAGCAAAAAGAAAACACACAGAGGUAAAACGACCGACGCCAUUACUGUGACCAUCUCUCAGUAUAAUGACUUCGACUACAACUACAACGGCUUUGGCGGCGGAUACGGAGGGAUGUACCCAGGCUAUGGCGGUUUCCACGGGCCUCAGGGAAUGCACGUAAGUUCUGCGAUAGGCUUAACAAGAUAG